AUGCUGUUGACCAUUCCAGCAGUCGUCGAAGGCCAUGUCGGCUCAGAGCAAGCCGCGCGACUGGUAGCCCUCUACCGGCGCCUUUGGAAAUCUUACGUCGGGCAGCAUUCCGAGAGCUCGCGCCUCAAAAAGGAAAACAGUCAGUUUCAGGUGGCCCACGCCUGCCUCGUGGGCGAAAACACCCAGUUGAACCGUCGCUGCCGGGCCGAAGAAGCCCGCUCGUGCGACUUUCGAGAAGUGAUGCAAGAAUUGCGAGAAGAUGUGCUGGAAGUGUUCGAAAAGUGGGAGGAUCCCCAGAUGACGGAGACACCCGUAGCGGGCGGCACGGCCAAACCGACGCUGGCGAACGAGAACGUGGCGGUCGUUGUGCCCGCGGUGCAUUUCCAAGGCGACCAAGGCACCAGCGCUUCAAAAUAG
Messenger RNA from Aspergillus luchuensis, 417 nucleotides. RefSeq lists its product as uncharacterized. Lineage: Eukaryota; Fungi; Ascomycota; Eurotiomycetes; Eurotiales; Aspergillaceae. The record is from RefSeq and is a predicted model, not a curated record. The transcript is spliced from 3 exons. Bases 1 to 417 code for a protein of 138 amino acids.